Messenger RNA from Aspergillus bombycis, 1074 nucleotides. RefSeq lists its product as uncharacterized. Lineage: Eukaryota; Fungi; Ascomycota; Eurotiomycetes; Eurotiales; Aspergillaceae. The transcript is spliced from 6 exons. The record is from RefSeq and is a predicted model, not a curated record. The coding region runs from base 1 to 1074 and encodes 357 amino acids.
AUGUACGUGGUACCGGUCACCGUGACCUUUCUCGUGGUAUCGAUAGUGAUAGUCCUUGUGCGCCUAUACACUCGACUCUAUUUUGUCCGAACGGCGGGCUGGGAUGAUCUGGUGAUUGGGUUCGCCCUGCUCGCAGAGAUCGGGCUAUUCGUCUGUAUCAUGAUAGAGGUGCGCCAUGGCCUAGGAGAAAGCAUGGAAACACUCAGCCUGGAGACCGUCGAGAGUCAACUCAAGGCCUUAUGGGCCAGCAUCCCAUUAUACAACCUAAGUCUCAACCUAACCAAGGCCUCCAUGGUCCUGCUGUAUCUGCGCCUCUUCCCGCUGAGAACCUAUCACGUCGUCCUGGUCAUCGUCCUGAUCUUCGUCAUCAUCACCGGCCUGUGGAUGGUCUUCGCCUCCUUCUUCAUGUGCAUCCCCAUCCGCGGCGCCUGGGACCUCUCCAGUCCCCAAAAAUGUAUCCCCAGAGAAGUCCUCUGGAGCCUCAAUGCCGCCCUCCAGAUAGUCACCGACAUGACUAUCGUCAUUCUGCCCAUGCCGCUACUGGCCAAGCUCCAGUUACCUAGGAAGCAGAAGAUCGCGCUGAUCUUGGUUUUCGCAUUGGGAACUUUUGGCUGCGCAGUAAGCAUAGUUCGCCUAACAGCCCUCGUUCAAAUGAUCCAAAGCACAGACCGAACAAAAUACAACGCCGCCGCAGCAAACUGGUCCUUCAUUGAAGCCAGCGUCGCCAUCAUCUGCGCCUGUCUGCCGCCUCUCCGUCCCAUCAUCGUACACAUCUGCCCCCGUAUCUUCCUCUCCCAGGACCGCAGCCAAUCAGAGAAACCGGCGUGUGACGGCCUCUACAUGCCGAAUCCGUUCCGGUUCCAGAAUCAUAGUUACUCGGCGAGUGUGACGGGGAACUGUUCGACGAAUCAUGAUGGCAGGGAUCCGAGUAUGCAUCGGCAUCCGGAGGUGGAUGGGAUUCAGGUCGUGAGUGAGGUUCAUUGGGAUCUGAAUUCGGCGGAUAGUGCGGAGGAGACGCAUUCUCAGCGUGGGUUGAGGCCUUCCGGGAGGAGUUUUUCGGUAGGUCGGGGUUGA